Penicillium expansum is the source of this 510-nucleotide messenger RNA. RefSeq lists its product as uncharacterized. The record is from RefSeq and is a predicted model, not a curated record. NCBI's taxonomy places the organism in Eukaryota, Fungi, Ascomycota, Eurotiomycetes, Eurotiales, Aspergillaceae. Bases 1 to 510 code for a protein of 169 amino acids. The transcript has a single exon.
AUGCUCGACUUCAUCUACGGCUGUAUCUCAGGAAGAUCAGCGAGAAGGCCACACCCUUCCACCGACCCCCGAUCCCCGGAGUCCAUCGCUUCUGCUAUUGUCACCAAGAUCCUCAAUGCCGACGAGCCCUACUCGCUCCACAAAGAACUGAACGAGGAAUUCUCCACCGAUAACUGGACCGACGCCAUAGCACAAGCUAUCCUCCGUGGCUUAGAGAAUGCAAUCCAAUCCGGUGCGGACAUGGCACGAGCUGCGUCUGACGCUGCAACCCAAAGCAGAAACGCUGCUGUCGACUUUGCAACGGACCAUCCUGUGUACGCUACUCUGAUUGCAUUGGGCAUUCUGGCGUUGUUGACACCGUGGGCUCUUGAAGUCCUUGGGUUUGGGGAGUUGGGUCCAAUUGAGGGCUCGUUUGCAGCUGCAUGGCAAAGAACACAUGCUGGAUAUGUGCCUAGGAAUGCUUUGUUUGGCUACUUCCAGAGACUGGGGAUGAAACGGCACUGGGCUUAA